AAAAAAGGAAAGGUAAAAAAAAGGGAUUGGGGCAUUUUAUGUUAGUAUUCUUUCUUUCUCUCAAUGAGAUCAAACGAAGGAGUUAUUUCUUUAUCUGAAGCUGAAGAAUAAAAGCACAGCUUUCAAUGGCAUCUCAUAAAGACAGCCAAUUUUUUGGAGGAGGAAAAAAUCAAAAUGCUUUAAAUGGAAAUGGAGCCUCUCAUGGAGAAUGGGGUAGAGCAUGGAAGGCUGAUUGGUUUUCUUUGAUAAGUGUCAUCUUUCUACUCUUGUCUUGCCCCUUUAUUGUCUACUAUUUUAUAAUGUCAUGUGAUCAGUACCAUUGCUCUUUGAGUGAGCCAGCCAUCCAGUUGCUUACGGGGAAAGUUCACUUCUUAGAUAUCUGGGACAAGACACCAUCUUUCUCUUGGAAAAUUCUAAUCCUUUACUUUUUAUGGGUAAUGUUCCAGGCAUUUUUGUUUAUGAUUCCUGACAUUUGCCAUAAAUUUAUUCCUGGAUUUCGAGGAGGAGUACAGGAAGGUGCCAUUUCACCUGCUGGUUUAGUACUCAAAUAUGAGAUUAACGGACUACAAGCCUGGCUCAUAACACAUGCCCUCUGGUUUGCAAAUAUUUACUACUUCCAGUGGUUCUCACCCACGAUAAUUUACCCAAAUUUUUUCCCACUAUUAUGGUGCUUAUUGAUGUACAGUAAACUUUUGUUUAUCCUCUUAAUAUUCUAUUUUAGCAAAUUCACUGGCAAUUUCUUCUACGACUUCAUGAUGGGAAUUGAAUUUAAUCCACGCUUGGGAAAGUGGUUUGAUUUCAAAUUGUUUUUUAAUGGCCGACCUGGAAUUGUAGGAUGGACUUUGAUUAAUUUAUCCUAUGCUGCAAAACAACAGGAAUUGUAUGGACAAGUCACUAAUUCUAUGCUACUUCUCAAUAUCCUACAGGGUCUAUAUGUUCUGGACUUUUUUUGGAAUGAAACCUGGUAUUUAAAAACAAUGGAUAUUGCCCACGAUCACUUUGGAUGGUAUCUGGCCUGGGGAGACUGUGUUUGGCUUCCCUAUCUCUAUACUCUGCAGGGGUUGUAUUUGGUCUAUCAUCCUGUCCAGCUUGCUACCAGUUAUGCAGUUGGAAUUCUUCUACUGGGUUUGGUGGGCUACUAUAUUUUCAGAAUGACCAAUCAUCAGAAAGAUCUUUUCCGUCGCACUGAUGGCAACUGUAAAAUAUGGGGCAAGAAACCCAAAUAUUUUGAAUGUGCCUACACAUCAGCCAAUGGAACUAAACAUUACAGUAAACUGUUGAUUUCAGGAUUCUGGGGUAUGGCCCGCCAUUUUAAUUACACUGGAGACUUGAUGGGCUCUCUGGCAUACUGCCUGUGUUGUGGUUUUAAUCAUAUUCUUCCUUAUUUCUACAUCACUUUUAUGACCAUUCUUCUGGUCCACCGCUGCAUUAGAGAUGAACAUCGAUGCUCCAACAAGUAUGGCAAAGACUGGAAGAGAUAUACUGAUACAGUACCAUACCGACUUAUUCCAGGGAUUUUCUAAAUGCUUAUUUUACACUUAAUAUGUUUUGCAAAAACAAGUUUUGAUACAUUUUAUCACCUGUAUUUUUGGCUCAUACAAUGGUGUAUGAUUUGCUUACUUCUUAAUGUGUAAAAAUAACAUUUAACAUAAAAUGCACAUUAUAUAAACUUUUAAAAGUUAUUUUUGUUGUUUUUUAAAAAGUUUCUUUCUGUACUGAUUUGUUUUGCUUCCUCCCCACCCCAAAUCCAGAAAAACAGUGCAGUAAUUUGUAUUUCAGUUUUACUAUUUUGGAAAAAGGGAAAUCGUGAUCUAUAAUUGACCACAAGUUAUUUAUCUUACCAUGUGAUGAUUCUCCAAUUAUUGUACUUGCACUGAAAAUUCCGGAGUCUUCAAUACCCUCUAAAUCCAUAAUUGAUAAUUAAUGUUCAUUCCAUUUUGAAAAUGAUAACUGGGUAAACUGACAAGGUCUUUGUGUAACGAUAAACAGUUCAAUGAAGGUUUUGACACAAUGUGCAUCCAAUGUAAAAUAGACAGCAUGUUAAGAGAUAAUAAGUCAUGGUAUCCAAAAUAGAAAUGCCAAUCUCAUAAUUCCCUUUUAUAAAUCAGUUGUGCAACCCUCUGGAAUAUUUUGUACCGUUCUGGUCACUGCACCUCAGAAAGGAUACAGUGGAGCUAAAAAAAAUGUUGGUGAAGGGCAACUAAGGUAAUCAAGGGAUUAAAACACCUUCCCUGUGCAUGAUGUGAAUAAAAUGAAGGAGGAGGAGCUUUUUUCUCCUUCCCAAAAUACUAGAACCCAAUGAAAACUGAAUCCUGGAAGCAUCAAGACAAGAGAAAUAUUUCUUUACACAACUGAUAAUUGAACUUUGGAAUUGUACAACAUGUGGUGCCAUCUAUCAGCUUGGCCUCUGAAGACCAUCUGCCAGGAAACUAGUGGUUUUGUGGUACAGUUGAAAACAAACUGCUGGACUAGACAGAAAGGUACUGCUUAUGUUCUUAAAAGGCCUGAAUAAGUUCUUUGAUUAGCUGUGAUAAAACCAUGAAAUAAGGAAGGAUAAGAAUUGAUGGGUUAAAAUAAUAAUCUUGGACAUUACUAUCAAUGGCAUUUGUACAGAUUCAUGUCUGCCUUGUUUAUAGGGAUUUCAGUAUUUCAGAUGACACUUUUGUUUGACCAGCACAGUAUGUUUAAAAAGACAAUGUGUUGAGAUUUUAAAAAAUCCAUGUCUCUAUAAAUCAAUAAAUCAAUGCU
This is a messenger RNA of Ahaetulla prasina, 2748 nucleotides long. It is a transcript of the gene DHCR7, whose product is annotated as 7-dehydrocholesterol reductase. Gene Ontology annotation, molecular function: 7-dehydrocholesterol reductase activity. The transcript has 10 exons. The record is from RefSeq and is a predicted model, not a curated record. Lineage: Eukaryota; Metazoa; Chordata; Lepidosauria; Squamata; Colubridae. Gene Ontology annotation, cellular component: endoplasmic reticulum membrane. Gene Ontology annotation, biological process: cholesterol biosynthetic process; brassinosteroid biosynthetic process. Bases 126 to 1523 code for a protein of 465 amino acids.